Pollicipes pollicipes is the source of this 370-nucleotide messenger RNA. RefSeq lists its product as uncharacterized. The transcript is spliced from 4 exons. NCBI's taxonomy places the organism in Eukaryota, Metazoa, Arthropoda, Thecostraca, Pollicipedomorpha, Pollicipedidae. Gene Ontology annotation, molecular function: microtubule binding. Gene Ontology annotation, biological process: negative regulation of centriole replication. The coding region runs from base 56 to 370 and encodes 104 amino acids. The record is from RefSeq and is a predicted model, not a curated record.
CGCGCCGCUGUGCGCCCAGAGAGAUCCGUCCGCCGCCGCUGCCGCCGCCGGCGCCAUGCUACGCUGCUUCGACUGCAACGCCUCGGCGGCGGACGCCGUGCCGCUGACGCAGGACAGCUCUUGGAUGGGUCCGAGCAACCCGUCCAAAGCGGCGGCACAAGAGCCGGUGACAACGCAGAAAAGAUCUGCGCUCAACACCGAGUACAAGCUCAAGUUCCGGCCAUUCUCCGACUACACGUAUGUGGACGGCCGGUUCUCCGGCGCGCAGGACGCGGCGGACGGGGGCGCCGCCGGCCGCGACGCGCCCGCCACGCCCUGGUAUGAGGAGGUGGUCGAGCUCCGCAAGAAAGCCUCCAGCUACAAGGUUUGA